Thecamonas trahens ATCC 50062 is the source of this 747-nucleotide messenger RNA. RefSeq names its product EIF2S2 protein. The transcript has 2 exons. Gene Ontology annotation, biological process: translational initiation; formation of translation preinitiation complex; formation of cytoplasmic translation initiation complex. Gene Ontology annotation, cellular component: eukaryotic translation initiation factor 2 complex. Gene Ontology annotation, molecular function: translation initiation factor activity; mRNA binding; translation initiation factor binding. Lineage: Eukaryota; Apusomonadida; Apusomonadidae. The record is from RefSeq and is a predicted model, not a curated record. Bases 1 to 747 code for a protein of 248 amino acids.
AUGUCAGAGCCAGUUCCGGAGCUCAGCCUCCCCGCCAAGAAGAAGGGCAAGAAGAAGCGCAAGACCGGCUCGGCGGCCGCAACGCCUGCCGCAGACGAGGCGGAUACCGCUGGUAACGAUGCCAUGCCCUCGCUCGGUCUUCCGUCCAAGCGUAAGAAGCGCCGGAAGAAGAAGCCGAGCGCAGACUCGGAGGCUGCCGACGGCGCCGACAACGGCGCCGACGACGGCGCUGCUGGCGGCGACAAGGACCAGGGCACCUUUGUGGCGGCGACCGGCGAGGAGUACGAGUACGGCACUCUGCUCUCACGCGCCUUUGCCACCAUGCGCAAGCUCAACCCGAACAUCGAGUCUGGUAACAAGCAGCUCCAGCUCGAGGCGCCCGUCCUCAUGCGUGUCGGCACCAAGAAGACCGGCUUUGUCAACAUGCUCUCCAUCUGCGAGUCCAUCAACCGCUCGCCGCAGCACGUCCUCUCGUUCAUGCUCGCCGAGCUGGGUACCACCGGUACCUUCUCCGGCAACGGCCGCCUCACCAUCAAGGGCCGCUUCCAGGUCAAGCACAUCGAGAACGUGCUCCGCCGCUACAUCACCACCUACGUCCUCUGCUUUAACUGCAAGUCGUCCAACACUCAGCUCGCCAAGGAGCAGCGCCUGACCAUGAUCGAGUGUGGCUCGUGUCAGUCCCGCCGCGCCGUCUCCACCAUUUCCUCCGGUUUCCAAGCACAGGUCGGCCGUCGCCGCAAGCGCUGA